This is a messenger RNA of Neogale vison (American mink), 2663 nucleotides long. RefSeq names its product dynein cytoplasmic 1 intermediate chain 1 (gene DYNC1I1). The coding region runs from base 208 to 2094 and encodes 628 amino acids. Gene Ontology annotation, molecular function: dynein heavy chain binding; dynein light chain binding. Gene Ontology annotation, biological process: transport along microtubule. The transcript is spliced from 17 exons. NCBI's taxonomy places the organism in Eukaryota, Metazoa, Chordata, Mammalia, Carnivora, Mustelidae. Gene Ontology annotation, cellular component: cytoplasmic dynein complex. The record is from RefSeq and is a predicted model, not a curated record.
AGCUAUAUCUGUAUCUUUUUCUUCUGGGAAAAAAAUAGGGCGAAAUCAGCCUAUGUCUUUGUAGCAGAUGGAUCUGAGCUUUCUCUAUUUCUACUUCAAUGACCUUAAAGUAGUUGUCUGGGAGUGAAAGUUGUUCCAUGUCGCUAUGUGAGCAGCAGCUCCCCAAAUCCUGAAGCUCUUCUGUUUGCAGCAACUUAGGAAACCAACAUGUCUGACAAAAGUGACUUAAAAGCUGAGCUAGAGCGCAAAAAACAGCGCUUAGCACAGAUAAGAGAAGAGAAGAAACGGAAAGAAGAAGAGAGGAAAAAGAAAGAGGCUGAUAUGCAGCAAAAGAAAGAACCUGUUCAGGACGAUUCUGACCUGGAUCGCAAACGCAGAGAGACAGAGGCUCUUUUGCAAAGCAUUGGGAUAUCACCGGAGCCCCCUCUAGUCCCAACCCCUAUGUCUCCCUCCUCGAAAUCAGUGAGCACUCCUAGUGAAGCUGGAAGCCAAGACUCAGGAGACCUGGGACCACUAACAAGGACCCUGCAGUGGGACACAGACCCCUCAGUGCUCCAGCUGCAGUCAGACUCAGAACUUGGGCGAAGACUGCACAGGCUGGGUGUGUCAAAGGUUACCCAAGUGGAUUUCCUGCCCAGGGAAGUCGUGUCCUACUCCAAGGAGACCCAGACUCCCCUCGCUACACAUCAGUCUGAAGAGGAUGAGGAAGAUGAGGAAAUGGUAGAGCCUAAAGUUGGCCAUGAUUCAGAACUGGAAAACCAAGACCAAAAACAGGAGGUGAAGGAAGCCCCUCCACGAGAGCUGACAGAGGAAGAAAAACAGCAGAUCCUUCAUUCAGAGGAAUUCCUCAUCUUUUUUGAUCGGACAAUCCGGGUAAUUGAAAGAGCACUGGCAGAAGACUCUGACAUCUUCUUUGACUACAGCGGUCGAGAGUUAGAGGAAAAAGAUGGGGAUGUCCAGGCUGGAGCGAACCUUUCUUUCAAUCGUCAGUUCUACGACGAGCAUUGGUCCAAGCAUCGAGUGGUCACUUGUAUGGACUGGUCUCUCCAGUACCCCGAGCUGAUGGUGGCUUCCUACAACAACAACGAGGACGCUCCCCACGAACCAGAUGGCGUGGCUUUGGUUUGGAACAUGAAGUUUAAGAAAACCACACCAGAAUACGUCUUCCACUGUCAGUCCUCUGUGAUGUCCGUGUGCUUCGCUCGUUUCCAUCCCAACUUGGUGGUUGGUGGGACUUACUCGGGCCAGAUUGUCCUGUGGGAUAAUCGCAGUCAUCGAAGGACACCAGUGCAGAGGACACCCUUGUCAGCUGCUGCACACACGCAUCCCGUGUACUGUGUAAAUGUUGUGGGGACCCAGAACGCUCAUAACCUCAUCACCGUCUCUACUGAUGGCAAAAUGUGCUCCUGGAGCCUGGACAUGCUCUCGACGCCGCAGGAGAGCAUGGAGCUGGUGUACAAUAAGUCCAAGCCUGUGGCUGUUACCGGAAUGGCUUUCCCGACGGGAGACGUCAAUAACUUCGUGGUUGGCAGUGAGGAGGGCACAGUCUACACGGCCUGUCGUCAUGGAAGCAAAGCGGGUAUUGGGGAGGUCUUCGAAGGUCAUCAGGGACCAGUGACUGGAAUUAACUGCCACAUGGCUGUGGGCCCCAUCGACUUUUCACACCUGUUUGUCACGUCAUCAUUUGACUGGACUGUCAAACUGUGGACCACAAAGCACAACAAGCCGCUCUACUCCUUUGAAGACAAUGCAGACUAUGUGUACGAUGUCAUGUGGUCCCCCGUGCAUCCCGCGCUCUUUGCCUGCGUGGACGGAAUGGGGCGCCUGGACCUCUGGAACCUCAACAAUGACACCGAGGUUCCAACAGCAAGUGUGGCCAUCGAGGGGGCUUCCGCCCUGAACCGGGUGCGCUGGGCUCAAGGUGGCAAAGAAGUGGCCGUUGGAGACUCAGAAGGCCGUAUUUGGAUCUAUGACGUUGGAGAGCUUGCAGUCCCCCACAAUGACGAAUGGACCCGCUUCGCCAGGACCCUCGUGGAGAUUCGCGCUAACAGAGCUGACAGUGAGGAGGAAGGCACCGUUGAGUUAUCUGCCUAGUGGAAUCAAACCACCCUGACCCCAACCCCGACCUUCACCUUCUAGAACUCAGUGCUGCAGCCAUCAGUUCCACUCGUAUUCCGUGUCCAUUCGGUAUCAGUGUUGCGAGACAUUUUGGGUGUCCUGUCGUGCCGGCUUUGCUCCAAGUACUCCAUAUGUAUCCCACCCCGCUUUCCACUGACCUGCCAUUCACCAGAGCAUUUCGGUCUUUAUAUUUCUGUCUCAAAAAUGGGGGGGGGGUGUAGGCUUUACAGGUUUAGUUGUUGCCUUUUAACUACUUAGUAGCUGUAUUUAAUAGCUGGAAACCUCUGGUUAAAUUUGUUCUUACAUGCACUUCUGGCAUAGUCCUAUUAAAUCCAUAUGAAGCCAGAUAUGAUUAGGUGCAGAUGUGGUGUGCUUCGUGAUACGGUACAGGGCCAAAGACUUGAGAUGUAGUGUUUUACAUAGUGACUCACGUUAUGGAUGGAUUUACUAGAAGAACAUUGCUGCUCCUUAUUUAUUGUGGUGUGCUGCAUGGAACAUAUUUAUUUGAAAGCAUUAAAAUAAACGAUCCUAGAGCAUGUGCAUAA